AUGUUGAUACGGAUGUGCCACUCAUUUUGUAUUAUCGUCAGGACUGAGUCAACCGAUCAGUGGCGCGAAUGGAUGGGCACUACGCUGGAGAAACUGAUCAGCCCGAACUUGUACAGAACACCUUCGGAGUCUUUGAAAGCAUUCGAAUACAUCACCACUGUGAGCAAUUUUACGACGUUCGAAGCCUUGUCUGCGAAGUACUUCGGAGCAUUUGUUAUGUACUUAAUUGGCAAGCGCAACAAAAAUCGACUAGGAAUCACUGAUGAGAGGCAAGCCAUGUACGACGCUUUGGACAAGUGGGUCGACGAAGGAGUGGCAGAUAAGCAAUUCGAAGGAGGCGACGCACCUGCCAUGAUCGACCUGGAAGUCUUUGGCAUCUGCAAAGCGUUAAGCAAUAUGCCUGUGUUCGGCGAUAUAAUGAAGAACUCGAAGGUUGGCCCUUGGUUCGUCAGGAUGAGAAAUGCGGUGGGAGACGAUAUGAGAAUUCUGCCUCAGGCCACACAAUAA
Molecule: messenger RNA, 507 nt
Organism: Sphaeroforma arctica JP610
Lineage: Eukaryota; Ichthyosporea; Ichthyophonida
Exons: 5
Coding region: 1-507 (168 amino acids)
Cellular component (GO): mitochondrion
Source: RefSeq, a predicted model, not a curated record